Messenger RNA from Paramecium pentaurelia, 425 nucleotides. NCBI's taxonomy places the organism in Eukaryota, Ciliophora, Oligohymenophorea, Peniculida, Parameciidae. The record is from the annotation of a GenBank genome assembly.
AUGGCAAGAACUAAAUAGACUGCAAGAAAGAGUACUGCUGGCAAUAAAAAACCAACAAAACAUUUAGCCACUAAGGCUGCUAGAAAGACUGCUCCAGCUGUUGGAGCUGCAGGAGGAUUAAAGAAACCACAUAAGUUUAGACCUGGAACAGUUGCUUUGAGAGAAAUCCGUAAAUAUUAAAAAUCAACUGAAUUGUUGAUUAGAAAAUUACCAUUCUAAAGAUUAGUUAGAGAAAUUGCUCAUGAUUUCUAGAAGGAACUAAGGUUCUAAAGUUCAGCUGUAUUGGCACUUUAGGAAGCAGCUGAAGCUUACUUAGUAGGAUUAUUUGAAGAUACAAAUUUAUGUGCUAUCCAUGCUAGAAGAGUCACUAUAAUGUCUAGAGAUAUACAAUUAGCUAGAAGAAUCAGAGGUGAGAGAUUUUGAUA